GAAUACGAGAUGCGUAUCGAGACAUUGCAGCGGCAAGUGGAUCUGGCGCAAAGCAUGAUUUCCUCCACUUGUUCCACUUGGGACGGCGAGCGUUUUCUGACCAGUAGCUUACUCAAUUUCGAGCCGGAGUGUAAGUGGACUCCGGAAGAAGAACGAAUAGCUCGGCGAACAGCAACCAAAUGGCGGUACCACCAGUUCACAUCGGUUCGAGACGAUCUUUGGGGCAACGCUAUCUUCCUCAAAGAAGCGAACGCCAUAUCGGUUGAAUUGAAGAAAAAGGUUAACACUCAGUAG
Messenger RNA from Gongylonema pulchrum, 294 nucleotides. Lineage: Eukaryota; Metazoa; Nematoda; Chromadorea; Rhabditida; Gongylonematidae. The record is from the annotation of a GenBank genome assembly.